AUGUUUCUGAAGAAAAUUACUCUAGGUUUAACUUGCGUUGCAUCCAUUUCCUUGUCCGUUUUCGCUUUAGAAGAGAACCUUGUCAAUGAAGAUUACCGAGCUGAUAUAAUUAAGGGAGCCUUCAAGCAUGCAUGGAAAGGUUAUUCAACGUUCGCCUAUGGUCAUGACGAGUUACGACCCAUUACCAAUGGUACGACGGAUUCCAGAAAUGGAUGGGGAGCUUCUAUUUUUGACGCGCUUGAUACUAUGAUUAUUAUGGGUCUAGAGGACGAUUACCUGCGUGCCCUUGAUCAUAUCAAAAGUGUUGAUUGGAAGCAGAGUCUGGAGCCUUCAAAAACAUUCGAAACAAAUAUUCGUUAUUUAGGUGGACUUUUAUCUGCUUAUGAUUUGAAAGGUGAUAAAAUCUUGUUAAAUAAGGCAAAAGAAUUGGCUGAGAAUGUCAUUAUGCCCGCAUUCAGAACAAGUAACGGUAUCCCGUCUGCCUACGUCGAUGUUGAACUGCAACCUGUGGGAGGAGAAGAGAUUGUUUUGGCUGAAUUUGGCUCGCUUCAAUUGGAACUUGUACGUUUAUCCCAACUUACUGGCGACCCAAAGUAUGAAAAUGUAGGCAAUAGUAUCCUUGAAAAAAUCUCCAAGGUUCCUUCCAGAAUCCCUGGCUUGUACCCCAUGAUUUGGAAUUUGGACCCUUUCAUGCCUGAAAAUACCUACAUCACCAUCUCCGGAGGCUCAGAUAGUUACUAUGAGUACCUUUUAAAGACUCAUAUUCUGAUGGAAGGCAAAGAAGAACUUCAAUUGGAUAUGUGGAAAACCGCUGUGGGUAGUAUGCACCGUUACCUACGUUCAGAGACGCACGGAGGUAAAGUAUACCUUGCUGAAUUUGAAGAGCAUUACAAGUUGUUGCAGUCAGGUGAAUUAGUCUGCUUUAUGCCUGGUAACUUGCUGCUUGGUGGUCGUUAUUUACAGAAUAAGAAAGUGGAGGCCUUUGCGCUUGAAUUGAUGAACUCUUGUUAUGAUGUCUGGGAUACACCAACUGGAUUGGCUCCAGAGACAUGGAGCUGGAUAGAUAAAUCACAAAAUAUCUCAUUUUAUUCUGAAAAAAUGCAGCUUACAAUGAGUGAGGCUGGAUUCCUAUCGCAGGAUACUGGAUAUGAUUUAAGACCAGAAACAAUCGAAAGUUUAUUCUAUUUCUAUCGUAUUACCGGUGACAAAACAUAUCAGGACAAGGCUUGGAAGAUAUUUGAAGCGAUUGAAAAGUAUUGUAAAACAACUUCAGGUUAUACUCGUAUUGCUGAUGUGACCAAUCAGGAAGAUGUCCAGCCAUUAAAUUUUGAAGAAAGUUAUUUCUUUGCUGAAACUUUGAAAUACCUGUACUUGAUGUUUACCGACCCAAGCUACAUCUCACUGGAUGAGUAUGUAUUCAAUACCGAGGCUCAUCCUUUCAAGCUUUCAACACCUAUUCAAGUUCAAGCCAAAGAGUUCUCUUAAAAAAAAAAAGAGAGAUCGAAAAGAGAGAGGUUGAACCCAAAAUACCAUUAUAGAAAUUGACAUUUAAUUUAUCUCACACUAUCCUCC
Mucor mucedo is the source of this 1572-nucleotide messenger RNA. RefSeq names its product glycoside hydrolase. The coding region runs from base 1 to 1485 and encodes 494 amino acids. The transcript has 7 exons. The record is from RefSeq and is a predicted model, not a curated record. Gene Ontology annotation, molecular function: calcium ion binding; mannosyl-oligosaccharide 1,2-alpha-mannosidase activity. Gene Ontology annotation, cellular component: endoplasmic reticulum; Golgi membrane. Gene Ontology annotation, biological process: carbohydrate metabolic process; N-glycan processing. NCBI's taxonomy places the organism in Eukaryota, Fungi, Mucoromycota, Mucoromycetes, Mucorales, Mucoraceae.